AUGGCUCUGAACCCCCCGGAGAGUAAGCCAGUAGCCCCUAGUGAGCAUAAAUCCGCUAAGAAAUCCUGUCGUAUAGAUGAGGAGUCCUCCACAACUUUUGAGAUGGACAGGGUACGUCUUUUCACUGAGGAUGUGGACCACAACAGAGAGCCUGCCCACCGGGCAAAAUCGGUGAGGACCUGGAAGAAGGCAAAAGCCUUCAGUGAAUCUUCCGACUCUGAUUCGGAACAAGAGGAGGAACUGAGCGUGUCGAAUGAAGACUCUUAUGAUUCCGGCACAGAUUUGUCUGACCACAUCCCCUUGUCAGGACCUGGCAAUGAUGCCACGGCCGGGGUGGAUGACUCCACCCUUCUGGAUCCUCAAGGCGAACAGCAUCCACGUUCUUUAGAGUGGUACCCUUUGGAUCACGUGGCUAAAUACAUUGCCGCACGUAUAAGGAAACCACUUAACAAGGAGGCACGGAAUAAACUCAGAGCGGAAUGCCCACGUCCCAAUCUCCCUGAUAUGGCCUGUACCACGCCAGAGUUGGAUCCCAAAAUAGCCCAAUUUCUUGGCAAAACAGGAUGGAAAGCCAAAAAAAGGCCUGGAUUUCUCCCUGUGAAGUUGCCAGGACAAAAUCCUGGACGCUCUGGGACCAAGUGCUAA
This is a messenger RNA of Pelobates cultripes (western spadefoot toad), 645 nucleotides long. NCBI's taxonomy places the organism in Eukaryota, Metazoa, Chordata, Amphibia, Anura, Pelobatidae. The record is from the annotation of a GenBank genome assembly.